AUGAGUAUCAGUGAUGAAUUGAAGGAGCAGGCACUCCAUUUCGACUACGAGAACCCGAAGCCUGUUGCAUUCUACUUGAACUGUCUGGAGACAAUGUUCAACAAAAUCGCUCCAAAUGCCACUGAGGAGCAACGCGACAGCUUCAAAGGAAUGAAGAGAAACCUUUUUCUCACCCAUAUCGAAACAAUCACGUUGAUCAAGAACAAAACCGAGGGAAAAAUCAAUAAAGAUAAGGAGAAAGUCAAAAAAUGGAUGGAUGAGUAUGAUGCUGUAAAAUUGUUUGCUCUCGAAGGCGAUGGCCGUAUUGCUACUGAAGAGACGCUGGAAGAGGCGAAGUAUAAAAGAGAUAAAGCGGUCAAGGAGAUGGAGAAUCUCCAGUUUGAGUUGGCAGCCAUCGAUGACAAAUUGAUCGCGCAGGAAAAGGAGUACAAGGAACUGGUAAAGAAGACGGAGGUGGAAAACGAGAGAGAGAUUGUUUGCCACUAUGAAGAAAUGGCGGCAUUGCAAAUGGAACUUGCUAUGAAACCAUGCCACUAA
Caenorhabditis briggsae is the source of this 537-nucleotide messenger RNA. The transcript is spliced from 3 exons. The record is from RefSeq and is a predicted model, not a curated record. The coding region runs from base 1 to 537 and encodes 178 amino acids. Lineage: Eukaryota; Metazoa; Nematoda; Chromadorea; Rhabditida; Rhabditidae.